CAAAACGGAAAGUGUCUUGAUAACUAACGAUGGAUUUGAGUGUAUUUGUGAAGGUUCUUUUAAUUCUGAGUGUAUUAAUCGGCGCUUUUGCAACUAAAAAUGAUAAGGAUUAUGAUUAUCAUCGGAAAAGUCCCCAAAGAAAACGAAAAAAUCAUCGGGAUCAAGAUAAUAAUAAAGAUUUAGACGAAAAAAAGGAUGUUAAGAAAUAUUUCCAGGAUAUUUAUUCAGCUCAAUUAAUCCCGGACGAAAAAGAAUUCGGUCAUGUUUUUGAAGAUCCAUUAAGAUGGGAGCAAAGAUUUGAAAAAAUUCAUUUAGACAAUAAUAGGCAUCAAGGAAAAGUGAAAUGGGGCGAUGAUAAAGGGGGUUAUGGCGAAUAUUAUUUCGAUUUUAAUCACGGUGGUGGCGAAGAUGAUGAUGGAGAUAAAGAAAAUGAGAAAAAUGAUGAAAAAACUAAUAAAAAAGGUGAUGAUAUCGAUUUGUAUCAUCAUGAUGACGUCGAAAUUUUACCCGGUUAUGAUUUUAAAGAUAAAGCCCCUUACCAUGGGGGAAAUUAUAAAAAAUUAGAUUAA
This is a messenger RNA of Onthophagus taurus, 569 nucleotides long. RefSeq lists its product as uncharacterized. NCBI's taxonomy places the organism in Eukaryota, Metazoa, Arthropoda, Insecta, Coleoptera, Scarabaeidae. The record is from RefSeq and is a predicted model, not a curated record.